This is a messenger RNA of Trichoderma atroviride IMI 206040, 1740 nucleotides long. RefSeq lists its product as uncharacterized. Gene Ontology annotation, biological process: transmembrane transport. Gene Ontology annotation, molecular function: transmembrane transporter activity. Gene Ontology annotation, cellular component: membrane. NCBI's taxonomy places the organism in Eukaryota, Fungi, Ascomycota, Sordariomycetes, Hypocreales, Hypocreaceae. The record is from RefSeq and is a predicted model, not a curated record.
AUGGGCAAAGAGACGGGGAUUGUUGCUACGAGUCGGGCUCGAGGGGGGGAUUCGGCAACGGAAGAUGGCGGUGGGAGUGAGCUCAAGGAGGAUGCCAGUGAUGACGGGCUUCCAUUGUCGAGGGCGAGAUGCAUUGCGCUGGUGGCCACUGUGACGGGCGCGGCGUUUCUCAAUACCCUCUCCGUCCAAAGCGUCGUCAUCAUCCUCCCCACCAUCGGCCACCACCUCUCCGUGCCCGAAAGCCGGCAGCAGUGGAUCGUCUCGUCCUACUCGCUCGCGUUCGGCUGCUUCCUGCUCUUCUGGGGCCGCAUCGCCGACCUGUACGGCAAGCGGCUCGUCUUCAUCCUGGGGUCGGUCUGGGUGACGGCGAUUACGGCGGCGAAUCCGUUUGUGCCGAAUGAGAUUGCGUUUAACCUGUUUCGGGGGCUUCACGGGCUGGGGGCUGCUGCGAAUGUUCCCACGGCGAUUGGCAUCUUGGGCGUGACGUUUCCUCCGGGAAAAGCAAAAAACUACGCCUUUAGUACAUAUGGCGCCGGCGCCCCCCUCGGCAGCGUCUUUGGCAACAUCCUGUCCGGCUUCGUCGCACAGUACUCCAACUGGAAAUGGGUCUUUGGCGUGCUGGCCAUCAUGGGCGGCAUCAUCUCCGUCUGCGGCAUGCUCUUUAUCCCGCCGACGCCUCCGCCCGCAGCAAAUAACAAAUCAGCAAAGCUCGGCCCGAAGUCCGUCGACUGGGUGGGCGCCACGCUCAUCACCGUCGGGCUGCUGGCGCUCAUGUUUGCGCUGACCGAGGGCAACGUCGUGGGCUGGAGCACGCCGUGGAUCCCGGUCCUGAUUGUCGUGUCGGUGCUCGUGAUUGCGGCGUUUGCGGUGUGGCAGUGGCACUUGGAGCGCAGACUCGACGCCGCAAAGGCGCGGCUGCUCGAAUCAUCAUCAGAUUCAGGUCAUGGUGAUGGCGUCUUGCCCACGCCGCCGCUCAUCAAGGUCAGCAUCUUCCGCAACCGCCAGUUCAGCGCCGUCAUGGUCAUCAUGGGCGUCUUCUUCGCCUCCUUCAACAACUACCUCAUCUACGCCACCUACUACUUCCAGGAGUUCCAGGGCCAGUCGCCGCUGCAGACGAUGCUGCGCUUCCUGCCCACUGGCAUUGGCGGCGCCGCCGUCGCCAUCGUCGUCUCGCAGCUGGUCGGCCGCGUGCCGACCGUGUUUCUGCUGGUCUGCGGCAACCUGGCCAUCACGAUUGCCUGCCUGCUGUAUGCCGUGCCGAUUGCGCCGACGACGUCGUAUUUUGCCUGGGGAUUGCCUGCAAUGGUGCUUUCCGUCGUUGGGGCGGAUACGACGUGGCCGUGUCUGACGCUGUUUACGUCAAGGGCGUUGCCGAGAGAAGAUCAGGCCAUUGGCGGCGCGUUGAUCAACUCUGUUGGCCAAAUUGGGCGGUCCAUUGGCCUCGCCAUUGCUACGGCUGUUCAGACUGCCGUCAUGGCCCACGGCCGGGGCGUGGCAGUCAAGAACGUCGGCAGCAUAAAGGCGUGGGAUGCCGACUCUCUCAGGGGCCUGCGCGCGGCUUCGUGGUUUGAUUUUGCGCUGGGGCUGGUGUCUCUGGUGCUUGUCCUCGUGGCGUUCCGGACGCUGGAGAUUGUGGGCAAGGUAGAACCUGCGGCGAAGAAGCCGAGUCGGGGAGGAGUUCGAGAUGAUGAGAAGACGGGUAGUGAAAAGAGGGAAGAAACGGCGGAUUCUAAAGCGUAA